Echinococcus granulosus is the source of this 453-nucleotide messenger RNA. RefSeq lists its product as hypothetical. The transcript has 2 exons. NCBI's taxonomy places the organism in Eukaryota, Metazoa, Platyhelminthes, Cestoda, Cyclophyllidea, Taeniidae. The record is from RefSeq and is a predicted model, not a curated record. The coding region runs from base 1 to 453 and encodes 150 amino acids.
AUGGCUUUAAUGCGUCUGGAAGAGGAGACAGGGAUGUCUUUCACGAUCCGUGUGAGCAAGAAGAUUAGGGAACCCAUCGAAGAUGCAAUUCGAUUCCGAUAUCGUCGAAUGCGAUACAUAUGCAGCCUUGGUGGUAACUCUCGGACAGCUGGUGCCAAGCGGACUCACAAGUGUGGCUGUCCCGUGUACUUCGAAGUUGUAUUAAAACCAACAGGAUUGAAGGUCUCAAAAUACAGCAUGCAUCACUCACACGCGGUCAGUCCUGACUCGGUUGUCCCUUCCGAUGAACGAAGAUGUUUAACCGAAGAGGAAGAGGAGUUUGUGAACAGCUUAAUCAUGAUAAAUACUGAUAAUCAAAAUAUACGUCGAAUUGUACGCAACAAGUAUGGGAAGCUUCUUCACGCAAAAGACUUAAAUCGAUUAAAAGUGAAGUUGAAUUACCAGCGGCAAUAA